AGGCGGCCGCUUCCUCCCCGCAGGAAUCAUCUACAUGCUGCAGGUCACAUCUGCAUUCUUAAAGAUGUUUCUGGCUGUGAAAGUCCAACUGAAAUAGCAAAUCUGAUCUCUACAAAGAAUUUUGAUGCAGCCCUGGCCAUUCAUCUUUAUAAAGGAGGCAAACUUCUGCAAGGUUGCAGAAUUCCUUUUGGAAUCAUCUUUGGUGGGACAGAUUUAAAUGAAGACAUCAGAUGUGAAGAGAAGCAUCGGGUAAUGGGAACAGUACUAGGAGAAGCCAGGUUUGCAGUGGCUUUCACGACGAAAAUGAAGGAACUGGCAGCAGCAGAAUGGCCAGAUGCUAGGAAGAAAAUAUAUGUCCAAACACAAGGAAUUAAGACUACACCCAGUGAAACUUUUGACUGGUAUAGAUUUCUACAAAAUGCAGACAUUCCUACAGACAUGGACAAUUUACAUGUUUUUCUUCUGAUAUGUGGAGUUCGAAGAAUCAAAGACCCUCUGUAUUUAGUAGAUGUAUUUUCAGACUGGCACAGCAAGGAACCCAGUGUCCAUCUGGGCAUAAUUGGACCUGCAGUUGAUCCACUUUUUACGUGUGAAGUCAAAGAAAAAGUUAAAAGGGCACCUGGAGUACAUUUGUUACAGGAGAUGUCACAAGAUGAUCUUCAUGCUGCAAUGAAAAGAUGCUUUGCUGUGGUGAACAGCUCUAUUUCAGAGGGAAUGUCUGCUGCAAUUCUGGAGGCAAUGGAUUUAGACAUUCCAGUGCUGGCAAGAAACAUUCCUGGGAAUGCAACAAUAAUAAAACAUAAGGAUACAGGACUGCUAUUUUCGGAUCCUCAGGAGUUUGUUGUGCUGUCCAAGAGUUUGAUGAAUGACCCCAUUAUGAAAAGAGAAAUUGUACAAAAGGCUAAGGACUAUGUGAAGAAACAUCAUUCAUGGGAAUGUGAAAGAAAAACCUAUCAGAAUCUUGUCCUAAGACUCCAGUGAAUUUUAAGACCAUGACUAAUACCCAGCAGUUUGUAUUGAGUAUUUUAAUGAUAGAAAUGUAAUUAGAUUUACGUUUCUGUUUUUUUCUUUUUAGAAAAGAUAGUUUGCAUAGUUCUAUGCAAACAUACCAGCAUCACAGGAGUUGCCUGCUGCAUCAAAGUAAUUCAUUUUUUCAGUGUACUGUCUCUAGUGUACCAAAUCAUUGCAGACCAGUGUAAUUCUGUAAGAUCACAAGGGAGAAAUCUGUCUAUCUAUCUUCUCAGUAGUCACAAAACUUUUGGUGGUGUAAGGCCACGAAAAAGGGGACGACAUUUUGUGCAGGCGAGCAGUUGACCACAUGGAACUAAUCUCUAAUGUUGUGAUCAUGCUGCAUCCUACAAAGCUUGCAGUGAAGCAGCUGUUUUUUUCUCCAAUUUUACCAGUCCAAAUGUAUUCAGUUUUGCAUGUGAUGCACAUAUAACAUUGCAAUGCAAAUCCCAUACAUUCAUAAAGUCAAGGUUUGUUAUAUCUACAGAGUAUAAAAUUAUCAAGGUGAAAGAUUUUUUUUUAAAAAAAAAAAGAAUAAGGUUAACAUAUCUGCAUAUUGAGGACACAAUAAUCUGAGGAUCAAAAAACAACCAGAGAUGCUUGAGGAAAUUGAAAUGAAUAGGGCAUGUUUUUACUUCCUGGUAGGCACUUGAUUUUCUUUUUUUUCUUUUUUCUUUUCUUUUUUUUCUUUUUUUUUUUUUUUCAAAUAAGCUAGUAUUUCCAAAAAAUACCAAGCCUACAUUUUUCUCUUGAUUCCUAGGAGUAGAUGAGGAAGGUUGGCAGCACACUCUACAGCUGUGCUCAGCUUUGGAUUCCAGAACUGCACAGUACUGCCCUCUGCAGCAAGUAUCUCCUUGCAGAUGUUUAAGUAAACUACCUCUUAGUUUACCAGCAUCUUUGGUAGCUUGUUGCUUUACCUAUAUUAGAAAAAGAUUUGACAGCUGUUAAAAAAAAAAAAAAAGAAAAAGAAAAAAAAAAAGGAGGAGGGAAGAAAGGAGGGUAUUUUCCAUUUGCUGUGCAUCUGGUACUGUUCUUUCUCAUUUGUAGAUUUAGUGUCACAUACUGUAGAAAUUAUUUUAAUGGAGGCUUACCUGAGCCUAAAGUCCUAACCAAGAGUUGUUCCUGACAGCCUAGUAGUUAUAUCUUUGAAUCCAUAAUUGCACAUCAAAGAACUGCUACUUAAAGAAAUAAAUGUGAUAUUUUAACUGCUUGGUAUUGGAAAACUGUUUGUUUUGUACAGGCUUGAUCCAGCCCCUAUGAGAACCAGAGUUUUCUGUUGAUUUGAAUGACUUGUGUCAAGUGCUGUUUUGUUUUUUUGGUAGUAAUAAAGAAGUCCACUAUGUGUUUUAA
This is a messenger RNA of Rhea pennata, 2358 nucleotides long. RefSeq names its product glycosyltransferase 1 domain containing 1 (gene GLT1D1). The annotation marks the transcript as partial. The transcript is spliced from 12 exons. The record is from RefSeq and is a predicted model, not a curated record. NCBI's taxonomy places the organism in Eukaryota, Metazoa, Chordata, Aves, Rheiformes, Rheidae. Gene Ontology annotation, molecular function: glycosyltransferase activity.